This is a messenger RNA of Lichtheimia ornata, 1125 nucleotides long. RefSeq lists its product as uncharacterized. NCBI's taxonomy places the organism in Eukaryota, Fungi, Mucoromycota, Mucoromycetes, Mucorales, Lichtheimiaceae. The transcript is spliced from 8 exons. The record is from RefSeq and is a predicted model, not a curated record. Bases 1 to 1125 code for a protein of 374 amino acids. Gene Ontology annotation, cellular component: nucleolus; monopolin complex; chromosome, centromeric core domain. Gene Ontology annotation, molecular function: protein binding; microtubule site clamp. Gene Ontology annotation, biological process: meiotic sister chromatid segregation; homologous chromosome segregation; attachment of mitotic spindle microtubules to kinetochore.
AUGUAUAGAGGUAGAGCUGCAAGAGAAGCCCUAAAGCUUGGGGCAGGAAACGACAAAUACGCAAACUUGGAUGACGACGACGAUGAACGUAUCAACCAUAUGCUAUUCCCGCAAGCAACCAAUGUACGCGAUGCACCAGUACCACCAGCACCACCAGUACGAGCACCAGUAGUACCACCACCAGCACCACCAGCACGCUAUGGUUCGUCGCACGAACCAAUAUCACAGAAUGAGAUACCAUCCGACGGUGAAGAGGAUCGUCUUUUCUUGGAUACAUAUGACAAUACACAACGCACUCAUCCAUCUGCAUACGCAUCACAACCCAUAUCAACGACAAAAAGACCUGGUAAACGACAACGAACCGCUGUAGAACAACCAGCCACACAACAAUCAACAUCACGGCGAAAGUUCGAUCAUUUCCAAGAAGAGGCGAUUGAGGACGUGGAAGAGGAAGAAGAGGAGGAAUAUGCUGAUGUGCCACGAUCAAUGUCUUUGAAAGACAUGUACAGGAGGAUCAAUGAGCUCGAAAAGGUCAAGCAGCAUUACGAUUAUUUGGUCUCUUUACGAUUCACUGAACCUGAACGGAUUCAUAAGGCGUAUGUAGCUGCCAAGAGCAAGGAGCUUAGAGCUGCGGAUGAAUGCAUGAAGCGUAUGGAAGGGGAACUUGAACAAUUAUCAAGGGAGAAUGAGGAACUCAGGGAAAAGAUUCAGCACUCAAAGCCCAACCGUGAACUCGUGAAUCAAGUGGAUGAGCUCAAUCAAGAAUUGGCCACCAUCAGCGAAGAAAAGGAGGUGCUCAAGAAAGCAGACCAUGAGAUGAAACAGGCGAUGGAGAUGUUUAAGAACCUCAGUGGAUUGACAAUUAGUGGUGUGAGAACGAUUAUGGAAGGUGAUUUAUACACAUGCGAACAAACAGGAAAGAGAGGAACCAUUCGUUUCAAAUUGUUGCGAGAGAAGCCAGGCAACGAUGUACGUUAUAUCCCCUUAUUGGACGAGAAAAAGGAUGCACAGCUGUUGUCAUUAUUACCGGGCUUCUUGACGACCGAGAUUUUAUUUCAAAGCGACAAAGUGUAUGCCUUUUAUUCAAAAUUACGAAAUGCAUUGGAUACUUUGAAGACUACGUAA